Messenger RNA from Antechinus flavipes (yellow-footed antechinus), 3281 nucleotides. It is a transcript of the gene TMEM125, whose product is annotated as transmembrane protein 125. Bases 425 to 1102 code for a protein of 225 amino acids. The record is from RefSeq and is a predicted model, not a curated record. The transcript is spliced from 3 exons. NCBI's taxonomy places the organism in Eukaryota, Metazoa, Chordata, Mammalia, Dasyuromorphia, Dasyuridae.
GGGCAAGGCCCAGGGACAGGAAGGGCUAACCUGCUGCUUGCCCUGCCUCCUUCCCAGCUCACCUGGGGCCGGCAAACAGGUAAUCUCCCGGCUGAAUUUUCCUCCAGGUUUUGGCUCCCUUCUUCUCCGCUGCCGUCCUUAGAUCCCAUGGAUCCGCACCUCUGCCCGCAGGCGCUGCUGGGGACACCGCUGGGAGCCUAGCUUUGGAGCUGUCCAGAGAGGAGCCCGCCAGCUUACCAUGAAGCAGCCAGAACGCCGGAAUCUCCGAAGGGGACGAUGGCUCUGCUACAGACUGCGCAGGGACUCAAGCCUCAGGGCCUAGGCCCGCUGUGGACAGCCAUGAGCUAAGGCCCUGCACCCCCCAAGUCUCCCUGGACUCUCCGGUCCUUUCUAGCUCCGAGGCGGCCGCGGCUGCGGGGGGCACAUGGCCCAGCUGGAAGCGGCCCCCGGCCUGCCCCUGCCCGGGAGCGUGGCGGGGGCCCCGGACGCGCUGGAGGAGUAUGUGGAGCUGUGGUGGUCGCAGGAGCCCCGGCGCGCGGCCCUGUGCUUCUCUGUGGCCGUGGGGCUGGUGGCCGGCUGCGGGGCCGGCGGCGUGGCCCUGCUCUACUCCACCAGCAGCCGCUCCGGCGAGUGGCGGCUGGCCAUGGGCACCGUGCUCUGCUUGCUGGCCCUGAUGGUGCUGGUGAAGCAGCUCCUGGGCUCGGCCGUGCAGGACAUGAACUGCAUCCGGCAGCCCCAGCACGUGGCCCUGCUGCGCAGCGGGGGAGGAACAGACAGCCUCGUGGUGCUGGUCAGCGGCCUGGUGCUGCUGGUCAGCGGCCUAGUGCUGGUCAGCCUGGCGGCCUCCCCCACCGCCAGCCCGGGCCCCAGCCCCAGCCCGGCCCGGCCCCUGGCCGCCAUGCUGACUGCGGGCAUCGUCCUGGGCGUCGUGGGGGCCCUCCUGCUGCUGGGAGUGCUGCUGUACCAGGCGGGCAUCGGAGGCCGCUGUCUCCUGCCCACCGCAGCCGCGGGCUCGGGGCGGGGCCGAGGACUGAGGGGAAGCAGCAUCUUCAGCAUCUCCGGACGGCUGCCCACCACCCCCAGCGUCGCCAACCUCCUCUGACCGAGCCCCGGCAGUGGCCGAAACCCCUUUGACUUUCACUGUGGCCGGCCUCUGCCCUCUGCACUUCCCUCCCUGGCGAGCUGAGCCAAGAACCACCUUCCAGCUGCCACUCACUUGUCUCUGCCCUCCAGCCUCCACCACCCGCCGCCGUCCUUCUCCGACCUCCAGUGACCACCUCCACACCCGAACUGCCACCUCUAGGAUCCUCCUUCGGCCCCUCCCCUGUGCUCCCACCUUCUGUCAUCACUAACAGGUCGGGCUUCGCGUGGUUUUGGCGACUGUGGUCCUGCUCGGACAUGGCUGUUAUUUGGGAUCAGAACCCCCUGUCUGGCUGGCUCCAUCCUCCUUGGCCAUCACUAAAUCCUCCUCCUUCCUCCGGUCCCCUCGAAGCAGCCAGGCAGAAACCCUCCACGCCAAAAGAGAUAUUUGUAAAGCAUUCAGCAGAGUACCUGGCACAGAAUAAGUGCUUAAUAAAUGCUUGUUAACCCCCCCCCCCCAGAGCUCAGAGACCCCUCCCCAUGGCCCCCAUCCCAGCUCAAGGAUUUCCUUUCUCCUUCCCAGCCCAGCUCAGGGAUCCUUCUCCUAGGACCCUUUAACCCCUCUCACCUUGGAUCAGGUUCCUAGUAAAGGUGCUGGCCAGCACCAUGCAGUGUAGCCCACCAGUGAAGGACACCCCUGCACUUUAAAUCGGACCCAGAUCUGGCCCUGGGGGGCUCAGGAGGGCACCAGGCGGAUUUGUAAAGCUAAUAGCCGGGUCCUCUGGGACCGAGCAGCAUCAUAUAAAUUAAUGCCAUGAAAACGUUUCCCAUGCUUGAAGACGUGGAUAGCUUUCCCUUCUGCGGGAGAGACUCCACCUCUGACACAAACGGUGUGACUUCAGUGCCUCCGGGUCUUUAUCUCUCAGGUGUCUGUCCCACUCAUCCCACAGGAUUAUGAAAUUGUGAAGAUCAAAGGAGGCGACGAGUAGGUAUCCAGCAGCAUCAUCCACAGAUGUAGGACUUAGUGCGUGGCAGGCUAAGCAUCCUCUGGUUCUCCAUCCAAGCCUGGGCAGAGACGGGCCUGGCUGGCUCCCCUGCAGGGGCUUAGCAAAGCCCCUCCUGACCUACCACCCAGAGCUGACCGCAGAGCUCAGUCACGGGUCUCACCAAGGUGCCCCAGUUAGGUCCAUAGAUGCUAAUAUUGAUGGCACACCUAUGGAGUAGCAAAGAAUUGUAAAGUCGAUUCCCAUCUACUGGACAAUGGCUAAACAAAUUAGGGCACAUGAACAUAAUGGAAUCUCGCUGGACUGUAAGAAAUUAUGAGCAUGAAGAAUUCAAAGAUGCAUGGGAAACCACGUAGGGAUUUCUCUAGAUUAUUUUGCUUGGGGAUCUCAUUCGCUCUCACCGUCUCAAUCUAUAUAGAUGCUUCUCAUAUCUCUUUGUAUAACCCUAACUUUUCUUUUCACCUCCAGUCUCACAUUUCCCCAAUUCCCAGGUUCAAGACCUCAAUGUAAUCCUUGACUCUUCUCCUUGCCCAUAAGUCUGUUGCCCAGUCCUGUCAUUUCUGCCUUUGCGACAUCUCUCUGCGCUGUCACCAUUCUGGUGCAAGCCCUUGUCGCCUCAUCCCUAGACUAUUGUAAUGGCUGUAGGUGGGUCUCCCUGACUCAUCCCCCCAGUGUUAAUACUUUCUCCAGUCCAUUGUCAAAGUUAUCUUCCUAAAGCAUAGUUCUGACCCCCAUCACUCCCUAAACUAGUGGCUUCCUAUCACCCUCAAGAAAUCCCUUCAUAACCAUUCUCCUUCCUAUCCUUCCAGUCUCCCAAAGCCUCAUUUUCCUACACAAAUCCUUUGCUCCAGGUACACUGGCCUCCUUGCUGUGGCUUAACUACAACAUUCUUAUCUCCUUACUUCGGUGGUUUUCACUGUCUCCCACUCCUGAAAUGCUCGUCCUCUGCAUCUCCAUCUCCUGGUUUCCCCCAUUUCCAUCAACUCCCAAAUAAAAUCCUGCCUUCCACAAUACUAGAAUCUUUCCUCUGUGGAUGACCAGCAGUUUAUCCUAUCUGUAUCUCCUUUGCACAGAUGUUUGCGUUUUGUCUCUUCCUUUAGACUGUAAGCCCCUUGAGGGCAGGGACUGUUUUUGUUGUUUUGUAUCCCCUGUUCUUAGAAUAUAACCGAUAUUUAAUAAAUGCACAUUUUAACUGAC